Temnothorax curvispinosus is the source of this 574-nucleotide messenger RNA. It is a transcript of the gene mRpL54, whose product is annotated as 39S ribosomal protein L54, mitochondrial. Gene Ontology annotation, cellular component: mitochondrial large ribosomal subunit. The coding region runs from base 55 to 456 and encodes 133 amino acids. The record is from RefSeq and is a predicted model, not a curated record. The transcript is spliced from 2 exons. NCBI's taxonomy places the organism in Eukaryota, Metazoa, Arthropoda, Insecta, Hymenoptera, Formicidae. Gene Ontology annotation, molecular function: structural constituent of ribosome.
ACUCAGCCUAAAGCCUACGGCCUACGGCGCUACGCAACGCAAGUACCGCGCACGAUGAGUCUCGCCGUUGUUUACCGGCUUUUCCGUUUGCCAAGAAACUCCAUAAUACCGGCUCGAUACACGAUACAAACGAAAGAAUACGCUGGACCAGCGAUCCGACCGGGAGUGAAGAAAUCAAAGAAGACAUUGGUUGCGAUAGAAAAAAAAGUAUUACCCGUUGAAACGGAUGUUAACCGGCUCUUGACUCAUGUGUGCGGUACAAAUAUCUACAAAGAGGGAGGAGAAGAUGUCGAGUUAAAGUCAGAUUCCGAAUAUCCUAGUUGGCUGUGGAACAUCAGAACUGGCCCCCCACCACCUUUGGAAGAAUUGGAUCCAAAUACAAAACAGUAUUGGAGAAGGUUGCGAUUACUUGGAUUAAGGAGAAACAAUAAGGAACGUACAACUAGAAAGUUUUAACUAAUUUCGUAAAAGUAGUGCUGUUUAACACAUAAUCUUAGAAGAGCGCCGAAAAUUUUUACUUGUUCAUGAAAAAUGUAAAAAUGUAAAUCGACAUAAGAGCUGAUAAAAAUGACAA